Molecule: messenger RNA, 354 nt
Organism: Podospora anserina S mat+
Lineage: Eukaryota; Fungi; Ascomycota; Sordariomycetes; Sordariales; Podosporaceae
Exons: 4
Coding region: 1-354 (117 amino acids)
Biological process (GO): protein folding
Cellular component (GO): prefoldin complex; cytoplasm
Molecular function (GO): protein folding chaperone
Source: RefSeq, a predicted model, not a curated record
AUGGCGACACAAGCAGCUCCAGCCAAGAGGCAACAAGACCUCCAAGUUCAGUACAGCACUUACAAGAACACCCUGCAGCAAAUUGCGCAGAAAAUCGGUGAUGUCGAGCAAGAAGCUGAAGAACACAAACUUGUUCUCGAAACUUUGCAACCACUCCCAGAGGAUCGCAAGUGCUUUCGCAUGAUCAACGGAGUGCUGGUGGAACGGACCGUCAAGGAUGUGAUCCCUGCGCUGCAAACAAACGCGGAGGGGUUGAAGAAGGUAUUGGACGACUUGGUCAAGCAGUACAAGACCAAACAAGAUGAGCUAGAGAAGUGGAAGAAAAAGAACAACGUCCAAGUGGUACAGUCAUGA